This is a messenger RNA of Micromonas commoda, 438 nucleotides long. RefSeq lists its product with no specific name. The coding region runs from base 1 to 438 and encodes 145 amino acids. The record is from RefSeq and is a predicted model, not a curated record. Lineage: Eukaryota; Viridiplantae; Chlorophyta; Mamiellophyceae; Mamiellales; Mamiellaceae. The transcript has a single exon.
AUGGCUCCCGCGGCUCCACCCCCGCCUCGCCGGGUCAUCACCGCCGCGGAUCUCGCGAGCGAUCCUCGCGCGUCGUCAUCCGCCCAUACGACCCGAGACGCGGAACAGGCUCAGCUCGAGAAGCACCUCACCGCCCCGUUCACGUCCCGCGACCUGUUCGGCAUAUGCCGCGGCGCGUGCACCGUCUGCGACGCGCGCGAGUGCCCGGGCGGAUACCUCAAGGCGACGCGCGACUACGGCAAAGACGCCUGGGAGGAGGCGAGGCGCCGCGGCGAUCUGAGGCACCCGUGCAACAAGGACGACAUGACCAACUGCACGCGGUGCGGGUGCGAGGCUGGGAAACACGCGGUGGACGAGGGAGCGGACGCGCGCGAGCGCGGGAACGACGCGUUCGCGCGGGGCGACUACCACAGGGCGCUCCUCGCCUACUCCAAGUAA